Molecule: messenger RNA, 744 nt
Organism: Morchella importuna
Lineage: Eukaryota; Fungi; Ascomycota; Pezizomycetes; Pezizales; Morchellaceae
Exons: 4
Coding region: 1-744 (247 amino acids)
Cellular component (GO): cytoplasm
Source: RefSeq, a predicted model, not a curated record
AUGGCUGCUGUUAUGAGACCAGAUAACGCCUGGGGCGCACCACCCCCCUACCACCCCACGACAGCAACCCCCCGCGAAGCCCGCCGUGCCCACCGCUCCCCACACCUCAAGAAGUCUGCCAUCCCAGGCCCAGACACCAUCGACCGUCUCGACAACAUUCUCGGCGGCACCCCAUACCACCACGAGGGCCCGUUCGACGCCACACUGCGCGCAAGACAGAUUCCCGGAAGAAGCCCCGUGGAGGCGCUGGCGUGGAGUAAUGCAAAGGCGAUUGCGGCGACGCCGAGAGAGAACAUCAUUGAUUGUCUGGAGAAGCAUAAGCCGUUGCAGGGGACGGCGAGUGUGCCCGUUGGCAUGAGGACCGCUGCGGGACAGGUGAUGGGUGAUUAUGAGGAGGUGGAUCUCAUGGUGGAGAGUGGGUAUCGGAGGUAUCCGGGACUUGACUAUUUGGAUGAAGAUAAGAAGGGAAAGGGAGAGCCUGGAUACACGCUCGAUAAGUUCGAUAAGCAGCAGAAGGCCGCGCGGAAGGCGAGGAAGACGCAGAGCCUGGGACGCAACGAGUAUGAGCCGUAUUCUGACAACAAGACCGCCGGUGUGCACACAUUGGCUGUGCCUGCGACCGCGAGCGGGUAUGAUGGCGCCGGAGUCAGGCGGAACAAGAGCUCUGCCGGGAGGAUGGAAGGUGGAGAGUCGUUUGGGGAUAAGCUGAAGAAGAGGUUCAACUUGAAGAGGAGGUUGAGCUAG